UUUUUUUUUUUUUUUUUUUUUUUCAAAGUGAGCCCUUUCCAUUUGAGGAUUUUUAAUUAUCUUUAAAACACCUAUUUACAACAACUUCAAAGUUACACUAUUUCUAUAGAUUGUUAUCUCUUUAUCUUGUUAUCAUCAUCCUAAUAUCGAUUAAGAUAUCACUCCCUCCUCCCUCAGAUCAUCGUCUAUACAACUCCAUCCAUCUCCAUCUGAUUGUGUUUUAUACGUCGUUCCUUUAAUAUAUUCGUCAUUUCCUGUUUCUUUUUUUGGUUUGUUCUAGAUAACACUAUUGAUCUAAUAGAGUAAAAGAUAAUCAACCCAUUCCUUGUAUUAACCCAGUCACUCAAUCAAUCAAUUCAUCAUAAUCAUCAAUGCGUCUGAAGAAAGCUAUUACUUUGGGUGAUGGUUUUGUUGGUAAAACCUCCCUUUUAAUCAGUUAUACUACCAAUACUUUCCCAAAUGAUUAUAUUCCAACUGUAUUUGAUAAUUAUACAGCUACAGUAAUGAUCGAUGGUGAACCUAUCAAAUUAGGUUUAUGGGAUACUGCCGGUCAAGCUGAAUAUGAUAGAUUAAGACCUUUAUCUUAUCCUCAAACUGAUAUAUUUUUAGUAUGUUUUUCAGUGGUAAGUCCUGAUUCUUUUCAUAAUAUAAAAGCAAAAUGGAUACCUGAAAUCUUACAUCAUUGUCCAAAAGAUAUUUUAAUCAUUCUUGUUGGUACUAAAAUCGAUUUAAGAGAUGAACCUUAUGUUUUAGAUGAAUUAGCUCAAAAAAAUUUAAAACCAAUCACUUAUGAUCAAGGUAUAAAAUUAGCUAAAGAAGUUGGAGCAGUAACUUAUUUAGAAUGUUCUGCUGCAACUCAAAUUGGUGUUAAAGAAUUAUUUGAUUUUGCUAUUAGAACCGCAUUAGAUCCUCCUGUGGUAAAUAAGCAAGAAUCUCAAUCAAAACAUCGAUCUGUAAUACCAAAAUCAAAUAAUCAAUCAAAUAAUCAAUCAUCAUCUAAUAAAUCAAAUCCAAAAAGAAAAGUCAAAAAGGCUAAAAAGUGUACUAUUUUAUAAUCUCCCCCUUCUCCUUUAUUAUUAUUACUACUAUCAUCAUUAUUAUUUCAUUCCGAAAACUAUCCUAAUAGCAUAUAAUGCUCAAUAAUUACAACUUACAUUUGUAUAGAAAUAUUUAGACGAUUUUAUUCAAUCUCAUUUCCUUUUUCUUUAUUUGUUCCUGUUUCAUAUUCUCUAAUUUUAAUCUAAUCUGUCUUAGUUUAAUGUAUCAAUUUAAUUAUAAUAUG
Messenger RNA from Scheffersomyces coipomensis, 1282 nucleotides. It is a transcript of the gene RAC1, whose product is annotated as Rho family GTPase. Gene Ontology annotation, molecular function: GTP binding; GTPase activity; protein kinase binding. Gene Ontology annotation, cellular component: cell projection; cytoplasmic vesicle; cytoskeleton. Gene Ontology annotation, biological process: small GTPase-mediated signal transduction; establishment or maintenance of cell polarity; regulation of actin cytoskeleton organization. Lineage: Eukaryota; Fungi; Ascomycota; Pichiomycetes; Serinales; Debaryomycetaceae. Bases 372 to 1055 code for a protein of 227 amino acids. The transcript has a single exon. The record is from RefSeq and is a predicted model, not a curated record.